Molecule: messenger RNA, 3120 nt
Organism: Aspergillus sclerotioniger CBS 115572
Lineage: Eukaryota; Fungi; Ascomycota; Eurotiomycetes; Eurotiales; Aspergillaceae
Product: tRNA methyltransferase PPM2
Exons: 6
Coding region: 1-3120 (1039 amino acids)
Biological process (GO): tRNA methylation; wybutosine biosynthetic process
Molecular function (GO): tRNA methyltransferase activity; protein binding
Source: RefSeq, a predicted model, not a curated record
AUGUCGGCGAACAAGAAAGCCAAUCCCACCCUGGGCGCCGCUAAAAAGCCUGCCAUGGCUGGCAUUAGCUCCAAGGCUGAGAAGGAGGCGGAUUUGGUCAUGGGGACCAAUAACAGUAGUAUUGUGUCCAAGCGCAGCGUCGAGAUGCUCUACUACCCCAAGCCCCACUUCUUCCGUUACUUCGUCAAAAAGCCCCAGCGACGGUCGCCAUUGAUCAACCGCGGAUACUGGCUUCGUAUGCAUGCGAUGGCGGAAACAGUGCGCCAAUUCAUGCGAGAGUCGUCGGGGAAACCCAAGUUUGUCCUGAACCUGGGAUGUGGAUUUGAUCCUCUACCGUUCAUCCUCCUCAGCGAAGACCCAUCCCUGUGUAGAGAUACGCGAUUCGUCGAUAUUGAUUACGAGAAACUCAUGAUCAAUAAGAAAACGGCCAUCAGAAGAACCGAUGAGAUUACACAAACCCUCAAGGAUGUAGAGUUCUUGUCAGAUGAGAGUGCUGUGCAAAUCCGCAGCACGCACUAUCUCGGCAUUGGGUGCGAUCUAAAGAACCUAAAGAAGCUGGACGAUGUGCUGAGGAACGAGGUCCUCCCGGCUGAGUGCUCAGUCCUUUUCCUAGCCGAGGUUUCCCUGACGUACAUGGAUGUCAAGUCUGCCAAUGCAGUCCUCGACUGGGCCUCGAAGUUGAAUAACGAUGCCAAAUUUUGCAUUCUGGAGCAGUUCUUCCCUGACGGGCCUGACCAUCCUUUCGCCUCGACCAUGAUGAAACACUUCAAAAAACUCGGCGCACCGCUGUAUUCGAUCCACGAAUAUCCCUCACUGAGCGAGCAAGAACAGCGGUUCAAGAACGCCGGAUGGCGGCAAGCCCAUGCCAGAAGUCUUUGGGACCUAUGGUCAGAUGACGGGUAUGUGAGCAGUUCACUGCGCUCCUCCUUGAAUGCGGUGGAGCCGUUUGAUGAAUGGGAAGAAUUCGCGCUCUUUGCGUCACACUACUUCCUCCUUAUCGCCUCUACAUCACAGGGAGAAUUGCAUCACAGCGCAGACAAGACAGCACAACCCGGGCAAGUAGCAGAUGUGUCAAGUCAGUUUGCGCUUCUUGCAAGGUCUCCUGCGGGAGGUGGUCAGCGGAGGUUCGGAGCCCUCGUUCCUGAUGGCGAACACUCAUUUGGCUACCAUGCCGGGCUGGGGCGGCAGACGCGACUUGCAACGACGAAUUUGUACUCGAAUGCAAACGAUAUCACUGGUCCUACUUUGCCCUUUCCCUCCCGCGAGGUCCCGGCCCGGAUGUGUCACACGGUUACUCAUCUAGCCAGUGGCGAUUGCUUGCUCGUUGGCGGCCGAGCUUCACCCGCAGCAGGACUCCAAGACUGCUGGCUAAGACAAGGAACACAGUGGCGCCCGACACAAAACCUUCCAGUUCCACGGUUUAGACAUAGUGCGACAAGAGUGACCUUGGAUUCGAACCAUGUCUUGUUAUAUGGAGGGAAGACCAGUGAUGGCACGGUGCUCGAUGUCUGGUUGCUAUGGAGCGGCAAUGGAGAUGGGUGGAAACCAGUUGAGACCUUCGGAAAUACCCCUAGAGCCAGAUUUGGAGCUUGCCUGGCAAGCAUUGACAAUGCAUCGGGCUUCCUCUUUGGAGGAAUCAGCGCAGACGGCAUUGUCAUUGAAGAUUUCUGGACGUGGAAAUUGCACCGGCGCAGCGAUGGAUCAUACCAUCUGGAGUUGCACGACGGAACCGAGAUAUUACGGGCUUCGCCUCUUUUUGAAUACAUCAGCCGCUUUGGCGCUACUGCCACUUGCUCUUCGUCGGGGCUAGUAAUUGUUGGUGGUAUCAUUCCUCGACAGAUUGUGCCGUAUGACAAGGAAAUCAUGCUCCUCGAUCCAACAGCGCUGGCCAAUUGCCUUGCUGGCGAACCUUCACAGCCUCGUAAUGUGCUUUCUGCAGUGGGGUUAGGACUGAAUUUCGGUGGCCCAAGGCCUUUGCUAGUCGGCCACGCUUCUUAUGCCGUUGAUCCGAACCAGGUUCUGGUGCUGGGCGGUGGUGCGGUUUGUUUCUCCUUUGGAACCUUUUGGACAGAGGGCACUUGGCUGCUGAAACGCGUCGAUGCGGAGACUUCUGAGAACGAGUGGAAUUUGGUGCCUGAAAGUGCGCAGACGUCAAAGGUUGAGGAGCUGUCGGUUGACCCGUCCAGCAUGGACAACCAGGCCCCUAACGAGAUCGCACCGAUUCCUCGUGUGAAGGUUCAAACCGCUGCACAAUUCCAGCAAAUUCUGGCUGAUGGGAAGCCAGUGAUCAUUGAAGGAUCCGACCUUGGCCCUUGCACUGAGCGUUGGACAAAAGAGUAUCUCGGGGAUGCCGUUGGCAGAGACCGCAAGGUUGUCGUGCAUGAGGCUCACUCGGAGAAUAUGAGUUUCCAAGCCAAGAAUUUCUCCUAUACAACAAAGGAGUUCGGCUCUUUCCUGGACGAGGUGCACACAGGCGGCCGCCAAUAUCUCCGAAGCAUCUCUGCCGAAGAGCCAACCAAACUACCUGCCAAUCUAGCCGUGGAUUUUCCCAACCUCAAAGAUGAUUUUUGCCUACCGGAGCCCCUUUCUAUGGUUGUUGAGAAUGCGCACAGUUCUCCACUCAGGAUCUCGGGCCCAGUCACCUUGUGGCUGCACUACGAUGUGAUGGCGAAUGUUCUAUGUCAAAUUCGUGGAGAGAAGAGACUCAUUCUGUUCCCCCCCAGCGAUGUGGAGUAUCUUCAGGUUCCUGCCGGGGCGUCGAGUUCUACUAUCAACAUAUUCCAGAACCAUACGGAUGGUUCGAUUGCUGCCGUCCCACACACAUCGCCACAAGAAGCGGUUCUGUGUCGUGGCGACAUCUUGUUCAUCCCCCCGCUGUGGUUACACACAGCAUCCCCGACUGGCCAGGUCAGUGUCGCCGUAAAUGUUUUCUUUCGCAAUCUAUCGAAAGGAUAUGCAGCUGGUCGGGAUGUCUACGGAAACCGUGAUCUGCAGGCCUAUGAAAAGGCGAGAAACGAUCUUCAAAAGAUCGCCAAGUCUUUCGAUGGGCUUCCACCUGACAUGGCCCGUUUCUACUUGUUGAGGCUCGCAAAGGAGUUAAGAGACAAAGCCGAAGCAUAG